GGGCCGCACAGAUGAACAGUACCAGUUGUAAAGCACCAGCUUCUAGUACCUCAUCAAAUUCAUCAAAUAAUAACCAAGAAGUUUACAGUCCAUACUUGGACGAGAUGCGAUUUGAUUUCAAUGGCGAGCUUGUGCCAAAGUCUCACUACAGC
Messenger RNA from Amoebophrya sp. A25, 152 nucleotides. The record is from the annotation of a GenBank genome assembly. NCBI's taxonomy places the organism in Eukaryota, Dinophyceae, Syndiniales, Amoebophryaceae.